Molecule: messenger RNA, 1144 nt
Organism: Paralichthys olivaceus (Japanese flounder)
Lineage: Eukaryota; Metazoa; Chordata; Actinopteri; Pleuronectiformes; Paralichthyidae
Gene: msrb1b
Product: methionine sulfoxide reductase B1b
Biological process (GO): protein repair
Cellular component (GO): nucleus
Molecular function (GO): peptide-methionine (R)-S-oxide reductase activity; L-methionine (R)-S-oxide reductase activity
Source: RefSeq, a predicted model, not a curated record
GGAAACCAUCGCUGCUGCUGCCUCCUGCAAAACCAAACAAUCAUUUCUGUUUACCUGCUCUGUAGAGACACUACAACAUGUCUUUCUGCCAGUUCUUUGGAGGUGAAGUCUACAAGGAUCAUUUCAAACCAGGAAUGUACGUGUGCUCCAAGUGUAACCAUCCCCUGUUCUCCAGUCGCUCCAAGUUCACCCACUCGUCUCCAUGGCCGGCUUUCACCGACACCAUCAGAGAGGACAGUGUCACCAAGAUGAUGGAGACUCUCACUGCCUUCAAGGUCCUGUGUGGCAAGUGUGGCAACGGGCUGGGCCAUGAGUUUGUGAAUGACGGCCCAGAGGAGGGAGUGUCACGUUUUUGAAUAUUCAGCCACUCGCUCAAGUUUGUCCCAAACAAAGGCAAAGACAAACAGUAAAGCGAGAGGUCAGGUUUCCACCACAGCUGCUGAAUCUGCUGCUCGGUCCUGGAUGAUGUGAAAGUGUCGGGUCAGCCGGUGAUGUGGACGGGAGAAAGGCCCAAGAGGGACGUCCUGUCCACUGAAGAAUCUUUGACCAGACUCUGACACAGGUCACCAGGACACACGCUGCAAAUAAUCCUUUACUUGAGAUUUGUCACACUCUUUGAAUACCUCAUGUUUAAAUACACGUUUAACUCAUUGCAUAUUAUGAUGAUGUCUCUGAUGAUGACAUGUAUCAGGUACAUGUCAUCAUGUAUCAGGUACAUGUUGCAAGAAAUUAGGUUUUUUAUCAGCUUUUAAGCAGUUUUCCAUAAACAAGUCAUUGCUGCUAUGAAUUUCACUGAAUUUCUCAUUGUAUGGCUUCUAUCAUUUACUCCUCAAAGUAAACACAAACAUAUUAUCUAUGCACUGAUGACAUUUCUAAUUAGUUUGUACUUUUGGUGUUUGUUCUCUAUGUUUAUUUUGAAAUCAUGCAGUAGCAAAGAAACUGUUAACCCACUGAAUGAUUCAUGUACUUUAAUUACAUCUACUGGAAAGUUCUUUACUUCACCUGAGCAGAAAUGCAAAAUAAUACGUCACUUGUAACCCUUGUGUAUUUGCAUUUUUCUUGGUUAAAACUCACAUCUUAGUCAAAAGUUAAGAAAAUGAAAUUGUUUGUUUUAGCCUCUAUAUUGACAGUAUAUUGAUACUUA